Messenger RNA from Mycotypha africana, 2099 nucleotides. RefSeq lists its product as uncharacterized. NCBI's taxonomy places the organism in Eukaryota, Fungi, Mucoromycota, Mucoromycetes, Mucorales, Mycotyphaceae. Bases 212 to 1924 code for a protein of 570 amino acids. The transcript has a single exon. The record is from RefSeq and is a predicted model, not a curated record.
CCACAGACAAAAUCAAAAGGUUUCCAUCUAUUACACGUAAGUUUUUUCCUUUCAUAUAUUCUUCUUAAGCUACUUUAGUCGAGAUGCUUAUCAUUGUGCUUUAUUUUAGAAAUUUGUGUCACCCAAUCUGGAAAUCAGUCGCAUCACUGUAAGUAAAAUUAACAUCAGCGCAUACGAAUGUCACAGCAUGCUAAAGGUUUUUCGGUUCUAGAUGAAGAAUUACCAUAAUAGCCACAAGAGACCUAAGCUUGGCUUGUUUAACAAGGGAAAGUCAUCAGCAAAUGGAAUUUCAAUACCAGAACUGGUUUUUUCAGAGAAUAAGUUUUUAACAAGGAAGCAUUAUAUGAUGGCUGAAGGAAAAGUAUCAUCAGCAAGGAAUAGCCUUCCAUCAAACGCAAAGGCUUCGUAUAAUACUGUCCUCUCGAGGAAGUGUGAAGAAGCAAAAAAUCGAACGCCUUCCAUUUCCAAAUUCUUUUCGAACAACAAUGGCAGCCAUCGCUUAUCUUUGUCACCCAUAAACAGCGCGGCAACAACCAAUGCUUCCAUGUUACGAAAAAAGACAAUAUCAAGCAUGAAAUCGUGUUCGAACAUUAAUGAAGCAUUGAUCAAUACAGGAACUGCAGUUUGUGACAGGUCGAAAACAUUACCAAGUUCAAUCAAUGAGAGAAAACAAACAAAGGCAGUAAAUAAUACCGUGGCUACUGGUAUAAAUAGUACAGCCACUAGUGUCUCUAGCCAGCAUUGUAGUUCACCGGUUACUUAUCGUUUGCGUAAUUUACAGGACCUCUUUGCUCAGAAUCAACAUCAGCAGCAUAAUGAUGGAAUAACUGACAGACUGACUGAUUCUUUUUCCUCACAACGAGCUCAGCCAAAUCAGAAUCGACGCAAUGCUCUUGAUAAGAACAAUACUCCGCUUGUCAUAUCAGUCUCUUCAUUGUCGUCAUCGUGCUCUAAUGCUAGUAUUAAACAACUACUAAGAGAAUGUCAAGACUCGAUCUUGUCUUAUUGCUCAUCUAACGCUAAUUGUAAUACACAAUAUCAACAGAAUUGUAAGCCAACACGUGCGGUAUGGAAACCGGCAUUGCAGGCCGUUUCAAAUACCCCCGUUUUGCAGUUGAUGCCUUCUUAUGCGCCUCCACGACCUUGCUACUAUCCAUCAUCAGCGUUUUUCUCAAAUUCUUCCUCAUCUCUUGUAUUUUACAAUGAUUAUAAUCAAGCACUCGAUCAACCACAACAUCAAAUGCAACAUCGACAUGCCACUGCUACGUAUUACAAAUGUGAUAAUCGCACUACUACUAUGAGUAAAUCAAAGAAAGAGGGUAUGGUUUAUGCUGAUGAUAGUGAGGAGAGUUGUAUAAUGUAUGACAGAUUUUCAUUUGCCCAACAUUAUCAGGAACAAAAGCAGCAGCAGCCAACACCAUCUACAUUUCAUCCAUCAACUCCAUCUCAAUGUCGUCAACAGGCCUCCUACUAUUAUUCUCAUUCCACCACCGCCACCACUGAUCAGCAACAACAGCAAAGUCACCAGUACGCUGAUAAUCAGCUAUCUUCUAUUAGUAAAACAAAUCACAACAAAAGGAACAUAAUAGCAAUCAGCAUUUCGAGUGAUAAUAGCAGUAGUGUUAAGGAUAGCCAUUCUUUUGUAUCACCAAUCCAAGACAUUGAAAGCAACAAUUUAAAAUGCCAAAUCCGGAAUAAUCACACCCUUAAUGGCAAGUGCAACAACAGCAUCAGCUACAUUAGUAGUAGAAUGAAAUCCGCUAACAGCAAUGACAGUGACAACAGUAGUCUUAUAUUACUUGAACCAACAAUGGCUGUCUUUAAUGACGAGCGAAAUUCUGUCAAUGAUAGUAUUAAUGAUGAAGAAGAGGAUUUGAACUUACAGAAUUUCUGGUUGGAACAAUCAUACAAAAGAAAAUUAUAAUAGUAUCUAUUAGUAACUUCAUUUAUCAUAAGUGGUUCUAAUAAAUAUUCAUCCGUGUUUAACGUAUUUUAGUCUUCUUUUCCAGCAUUUAAUUUGGCAUAAAUCAAAUCCAAAUUGGGCAAACCUAAUUCAGUCUACAUGGAGUGAGGAAACGAGCGUGGAUUAAUGUUUUUCA